Molecule: messenger RNA, 1254 nt
Organism: Nicrophorus vespilloides
Lineage: Eukaryota; Metazoa; Arthropoda; Insecta; Coleoptera; Silphidae
Product: WD repeat domain phosphoinositide-interacting protein 3
Exons: 5
Coding region: 212-1240 (342 amino acids)
Biological process (GO): nucleophagy; autophagy of mitochondrion; protein lipidation
Cellular component (GO): extrinsic component of membrane; phagophore assembly site membrane; cytosol
Molecular function (GO): phosphatidylinositol-3-phosphate binding; phosphatidylinositol-3,5-bisphosphate binding; protein binding
Source: RefSeq, a predicted model, not a curated record
UGUCUGCGCGUGUCGUGAAUCGUGCGACUCGAGGUGCGGGUUUCUCGUUCGAAUCGGAGUGAAACCGUUUCAGCUGUGACAGUUGUCGCCUAGGUUAGGUCAGUGUCAAUAACAGACUUAUUUUGGUGGUGGUCGAAACCAGUCAAAACAGUCUUCUCAUUUCGUUCAAGAGGAAUGAUUUGAAUAGGAGACAACAACAACAGUAGCAGCAAUGAAUUUUAAAGAUAACCCUCGGACUAACGGACUCCUAUACGCCGGCUUCAAUCAAGAUCAUGGUUGCUUCUCGUGUGGCACCUCCUCCGGGUUCAGGAUAUACAUAUGCGAUCCGCUGAAGGAGAGGAGGAGGGAUUUCGAUUGCGGUGGUCUGGGCUACGUGGAGAUGCUCUUCAGAUGCAACUAUCUGGCUCUGGUCGGAGAUGGCAGCAAUCCUGCCCAUCCACCCGAGAAGAUCAUGGUGUGGGAUGAUGAGCAGAAGAAGAUAUCUUUCACGUUGGAUUUCAGCUCACCUGUUCUGGCGGUGAAAUUGCGUCGCGACAGGAUCGUCGUGGCUUUGGAGGGUGUGAUCAAGGUGUUUACCUUCACGCAGAAUCCGCAGCAGCUGCACGUCUUCGAGACGAGCAGCAAUCCGAGAGGGCUGUGCGUUCUCUGUCCGAACAGCAACAACUCGCUGCUCGCGUUCCCCGGCCGGAAGACCGGGCACGUGCAGGUCGUCGAUCUCGCGAACACGGAGAAGCCGGCCCUGGACAUCGCCGCUCACGAGGCGGACGUCAUCUGCAUCUCGCUCAAUCUGCAAGGCACCAGGUUGGCGACGGCCAGCGAAAAGGGCACUCUCAUUCGCGUUUUCGACACAGUCUUUGGAAGCAAAAUCGCUGAGCUGCGACGCGGCACCCAUCAGGCAACGAUCUACUGCAUAAACUUCAACCAUACGUCGACGUGCCUGUGCGUGUCGUCCGAUCACGGCACCGUUCACAUCUUCGCUCUGGACGACCCCAAGUUGAACAAGCAGUCGUCUCUUGCGAACGCCGCCUUUCUGCCCAAGUACUUCUCCUCCAAUUGGUCCUUCUGCAAGUUCACCGUGCCCAGCGGACCUCCGUGCAUCUGCGCCUUCGGCACCGACAACAACUCCGUCAUCGUGGUUUGCGCGGACGGAUGCUACUACAAAUUCAUCUUCAACGUUAAGGGCGAUGCGACGAGGGAGGUCAGCGCCCAGUUCCUCGAGAUGACCGAUGAUCGUUCCUAAAUUUAAAAAGAAAA